Molecule: messenger RNA, 252 nt
Organism: Paramecium sonneborni
Lineage: Eukaryota; Ciliophora; Oligohymenophorea; Peniculida; Parameciidae
Source: the annotation of a GenBank genome assembly
AUGUAGGAAGACUUAAAUUCCAGCCUUGAUUCUUUAGAAUUAGAAAUAUAUCAUCGUCCCAAUCCUAAAAUAAAAGCUAUUCUAAACUUUCUAAGAUCAAAAAAUCUAUAAUUCUGUACAGAUCCUCGUUAAAAAGAAGAAGAUUAUUAUUCUAAAACAGUUAAUAAAGAAGAUAAUAAAGAUCUAGGAUUGACAAAAAAUAAGUUUUUUAAGAGAAAUGACAAACAUUUUACUUAUCAAUUAAAACAAUGA